Benincasa hispida (wax gourd) is the source of this 886-nucleotide messenger RNA. RefSeq names its product ankyrin repeat family protein. The record is from RefSeq and is a predicted model, not a curated record. Gene Ontology annotation, biological process: protein K6-linked ubiquitination. Gene Ontology annotation, cellular component: BRCA1-BARD1 complex; BRCA1-A complex. Gene Ontology annotation, molecular function: protein binding; ubiquitin-protein transferase activity. NCBI's taxonomy places the organism in Eukaryota, Viridiplantae, Streptophyta, Magnoliopsida, Cucurbitales, Cucurbitaceae.
CCACAAGUCACCUUCGCCCUUACGCUGUAACCAGUCGUUUUUUCACUCUCUUCUCCAAGAAUCGCCGAUUUAGGGUUUCUGCGUGUUCUUUGGCUCACUCUCUAUUUAGGGUUUCUGCGUGUUUUUUCACUCUCUAUUUACGGAAAUCUUCAUCAAGAGCUACACUUCAUAUUUUGAAGGAUUCUUCCCGUUGGAGACUUCGGCGGUUUUACGAUGGUGAUGGAAGCGAAUCGAUCAGAAGAGCAGAGCACCGUGGAAACGACGAUGAAUGACAUCGAGGAUCUUGUUGAUGUACAAUCUUCAUUCUCUUGCUUUAUUGAAUCCUCUAUUUCUGGCUGCUAGAUACAAUGAUUUCGAUGAUGUAAUAAGUCUUGCUUCUGCUGGUGUUUGUCUUGAUUCCAAGGAUUCCAAUGGCCGAACUGCUCUACACAUGGCCGCUGCCAAUGGACAUCUUUCGAUAGUAGAGUUUCUCAUAAGUAAAGGAGUGGAUGUGAAUGCUUUGAAUGCGGAGAAGAAUACACCAUUGCAUUGGGCAUGUCUGAAUGGGCAUAUUGAGGUGGUGAAAAGGUUGAUCUUGGCAGGAGCCAAUUUGAGCUUAUUAAACAGCCAUGAGAGAACUCCCAUGGAUGAAGCUCUGACUCGGGGGAAAAUGGAUGUCAUUGAUGCGAUCAACACUGCGGUGGCACAAGUCGAGCUCACUGGCAUCAGCGUUUCAACUGUGGAACCGGAAAUAUAGCUGAGGGAUAUCAAAAUUUUGAUUUAUUGGCUUAAAUAUGUAGGAUAAAUUAUCAAAAUUUUAUCUUUUAAACUUGAUUUGUUUAUAUGAAAUGGUUGUUCAAGAAAGAACGAUGAAUUUAUCUUUUAUAUGAAAUGGUUGUUCAAGAUA